AUGGUGCAAGUCACUAGUCGCAAUGAUCACCACGAAACUGAAACGCACCAGCUUCUGGUUGCUGGCAAGUGUGUUUGCGGUGUGGAGUUCAAGGACCCGUCAGAUCCGCACCAUGCUCUUCGGUGCAAGUACCAGUAUGCCCCGUCUCGUGUUCAUGAUGCAGUGAAGCUCGUUGUUGCUAAGAUAGCCAAGGCAUCGGGUGGGGUGGUUACGAUCGAGGAUGACACGCUUCUGCCGGGGAAGAGAGUGGAUGUGGCGGUUAGGAAACCAAUGGAUGGGGAAAAACAUGCGCUCGAGUCCGAGGCGGAGUGGGUGGAGCGAGGGGGUGGGGAGCAAGAGUUUGGAGAAGGAGCACCAUGGGUGGACGUGCCCUACUUGGUCGACAUGCGGCUGUAG
Messenger RNA from Closterium sp. NIES-65, 396 nucleotides. NCBI's taxonomy places the organism in Eukaryota, Viridiplantae, Streptophyta, Zygnematophyceae, Desmidiales, Closteriaceae. The record is from the annotation of a GenBank genome assembly.